UUCAAUUCUCUCAUUCACACGGCAUUGAAAGUGCACCUUUAUCUGAAACCAACUUCGUGACAAUACCUCUUCAUGGCCAGCUUCAUGACCAGCUUCAUGCCAAUCGCCCUAUCCUGGGCCUAUGCUGGCAGCCUCUUUCUGUCUAUCGUCAUCCUAAACCUUCUCUGGCAGCAACUGCCUCGCCCAAAGUCCGAACCACCGCUAGUCUUUCACUGGCUGCCAUUCAUCGGCAAUGCAGUCUCGUACGGAAUGGACCCAUUCACCUUCUACUCUCAAUGUCGCGAGAAACAUGGCGACGUCUUCACAUUUGUGCUGUUUGGGAGGCAAAUGACUGUCUACCUGGGUAUCCAAGGCAAUGACUUCAUCCUGAAUGGCAAGCUGCAGGACCUUAAUGCGGAGGAGAUAUACAGCCCUCUUACAACCCCCGUCUUUGGGCGUGACAUUAUUUAUGACUGCCCUAACUCCAAACUCAUGGAGCAGAAGAAAUUUGUCAAAUUCGGUUUAACCCAGAAAGCCCUCGAGUCAUAUGUCCCUUUGAUUGAGAAGGAGGUUGUCGACUACAUUCAUUCAGCUCCGGCCUUUCAAGGUACCCACGGCACCGUCGAUAUCCCCACCGCCAUGGCCGAAAUCACCAUCUUCACCGCCAGCCGAUGUCUGCAGGGCGCCGAAGUCAGGAAGAAGCUGACGGGCGAGUUUGCCGAGCUGUACCACGACCUAGACUUGGGCUUCCGGCCUAUCAACUUCCUAAUGCCCUGGGCACCCCUUCCCCGAAACCGACGUCGCGACAUUGCCCAUGUCCGCAUGCGAGAUGUCUAUCUCGACCUCAUCAAAGAGCGCCGUAAUUUCGGAGACCUAGCCGACCAGGAAUCCGACAUGAUUCGUAACCUCAUGAGCUGCGUCUACAAGAAUGGAACUCCCCUUCCCGACAAGGAGAUUGCUCACAUGAUGAUUACCAUCCUGAUGGCUGGCCAGCACUCAUCCUCAUCCUCAAGUGCAUGGACCAUGCUACGUCUUGCUUCACGCCCCGACAUUGCAGACGAGUUGUAUCAAGAGGUGAUUCAGCUCGCCCCCAACCCAUUGAGACAUGAACCCCUGUCGGGACAACUUCAGUACGCCGACCUUGAAAAACUUCCUUUUCUUGCCAAUAUCGUCAAGGAGACGCUCCGCGUGCAUUCCUCCAUCCACUCCAUCAUGCGCAAGGUAAAGCAACCGAUUCGUAUACCCAACAGUGACUACAUCGUCACCCCGGAAAAGGUUCUUGUCUCCUCUCCCAUUAUGACUCAUCUCAGUGAGGAGCACUUUCGCAAUGCCAUGUCUUGGGAUCCAUACCGUUGGGACGAUGUAGUUGAAGCAGACGACGACAUCGUCGACUACGGCUAUGGUGAAACUUCCAAAGGCACAAAGAGUCCUUACCUACCCUUUGGUGCCGGCCGUCACCGCUGCAUUGGCGAGAAGUUUGCCUAUAUCAACCUGGCCACUAUCAUCAGUACCUUGGUCAGAAACUUCAAGUUCUCCACCCUGAACGGCGAUACUGGCGUGGUGCCGCCCACAGAUUACACAUCCUUGUUCUCUCGCCCGAUGCAGCCUGCUGUGUUACGAUGGGAACGACGCAAGGUCACAUAAGCGUGGGAAGUGAUAUGUGUGAGGGGGAUCCAACGCACAUCUGUCAACAUGUGAGGCAUGAUGGAGGUUAUUUGACUCCGCAGGCUGCGACUCUGACCUUUUUAGGUAUAAUGUUCUUUUCGUUAGAAGGGCAUGUAAUGUAAUCACGGCUAUGAGGGAGUCUGAUCUAGGAGUCUAUUUCCCUGCAGGUUGAGUGGGUGGGUAAUUCUCAUGCAUAUUUAGUAACAUGGUGGUCAAAAGGUUCCCGAGGUACCAAAGUACUCUUGGUACUUGGAACAUAUUCACGGCUCCCUCUUAGAAUUCGUACGUCAUAUUCUGUAUAGAACCCGC
This is a messenger RNA of Colletotrichum navitas, 1953 nucleotides long. RefSeq names its product cytochrome P450 CYP51F2. Lineage: Eukaryota; Fungi; Ascomycota; Sordariomycetes; Glomerellales; Glomerellaceae. The record is from RefSeq and is a predicted model, not a curated record. The transcript is spliced from 2 exons. Gene Ontology annotation, molecular function: oxidoreductase activity, acting on paired donors, with incorporation or reduction of molecular oxygen; monooxygenase activity; heme binding. Bases 73 to 1623 code for a protein of 516 amino acids.